Molecule: messenger RNA, 1981 nt
Organism: Phaedon cochleariae (mustard beetle)
Lineage: Eukaryota; Metazoa; Arthropoda; Insecta; Coleoptera; Chrysomelidae
Source: the annotation of a GenBank genome assembly
GUCAGGAAAAACGGACCGAUAAAAUAUACGGGAAAGUGGAAUAUCGGAACAUGCUCUCGAACAUCUCACAUGACACAUGACAUUCUUUGAAUCAUUGACAGUUGACACUUCUCUUCAAUAGACAUUUCACAGUCACACGUCACUAUCUUUUAUAUCACCCCUAUAUACUCACACGUCAACUUCUUCGACUAUAAUAAUUGGGUGUAAUGUUUAAUGAAGUAGUUAAAUGACGAGUUUUUACUAAUAAGAUUAUUAUUUUGAUAAUAUACCAACAUGGUGCUGAUAGCAGCAGCAGUUUGCACCAAAGCAGGCAAAACUAUUGUGUCUCGGCAGUUCGUUGAGAUGACCAAAGCAAGAAUUGAGGGCCUACUUGCUGCCUUUCCUAAACUCAUACCAACAGGAACUCAGCACACUUUUGUAGAAACAGAUUCAGUACGCUAUGUCUAUCAACCACUUGAGAGACUCUAUAUGCUGCUCAUAACUACAAAAGCCAGUAAUAUAUUGGAGGACCUGGAAACUCUAAGAUUGUUUGCCAGAGUUAUUCCAGAAUAUUGUAGAUCUUUGGAAGAAAGUGAAAUUGCUGAGAAUGCAUUUUCUCUAAUAUUUGCAUUCGAUGAAAUUGUGGCCCUUGGAUAUAGAGAAAGUGUGAAUUUGUCCCAAAUCCGUACUUUUGUCGAGAUGGAUUCACAUGAGGAAAAAGUUUACCAAGCUGUUAGACAGACUCAAGAGAGAGAGGCCAAAAACAAGAUGCGGGAAAAAGCAAAGGAAUUGCAAAGACAAAAAAUGGAAGCUGCGAAAAAGGGAAUCAAAACAUCUUUCGGCAAAAGUGGCGGAUUUGGUAGCACUACAGGUUAUACUCCUGCACCGUCUGUUGGAGAUGUUGCCAAUGUAUCAAAUGACGUUAAACCAGCUUCCUAUACGACAGCUCCUGUCCAGAAAGCGAAAGGUAUGAAACUAGGAGGGAAAGGCCGUGAUGUUGAAUCAUUUGUAGAUCAACUGAAAUCUGAAGGUGAAAAUGUGAUAGCUCCAAUGAAGAACAGUAUUUCCCAACCGGGCACCAAAACUCCAGCCAUCAAAACUGAUAUUGAUGACGUUCAUUUGAGAUUGGAAGAGAAGUUGGUAGUAAGAUUGGGUCGUGAUGGCGGAAUCCAACAAUUUGAAUUGUUGGGUCUUGUAACGUUACAUAUUGGAGAUGAAAGGUGGGGACGAAUACGUGUGCAAUUGGAGAACCAGAAUUCUCACGGGGUGCAGCUUCAGACACAUCCAAAUGUUGAUAAGGAGCUAUUCAAAUUACGUUCUCAGAUCGGACUCAAGCAGCCUUCGAAGCCAUUCCCGCUGCAUACUGACGUGGGAGUGUUGAAAUGGCGACUCCAGAGCAUGGACGAGACGUUGGUGCCGCUGCUCAUAAACUGCUGGCCCUCCGAAGCAGGAGACGGCAGCUGCGAUGUCAACAUAGAGUAUGAACUUACCCACACUAACUUAGAACUGGUCGAAGUCAAUAUAGCGAUCCCAUUACCCAUUGGAUGUUCUCCCGUGAUUGGUGAAUGUGAUGGGACAUAUACUCACGAGUCAAGACGCAAUCAACUUAUUUGGAAUCUGCCUCUCAUUGAUGUGAACAAUAAAUCUGGUUCUUUGGAAUUCAAUGCCCCCAGAGCCAUUCCUGACGACUUUUUUCCACUUUCAGUCUCAUUCACUUCAAAAUCUUCUUACGCAAAUAUAAAGAUCACAGAAGUCGUACAUGUGGAUGAUGAUUCUCCCGUUAAAUAUUCAGUUGAAAGUGUAUUGUAUCCUGAUAAGUAUGAAAUAGUAUAAAGGGUUUUAUUAACUAGAACUGGAAUUAAUAAUAAAAUCACUUGUAAAGAGAAAAUAUUCAACUAAUUCCCCAUCCAUUAUUCAGUGUUGCUUUUUGUACAAAAAUGUUACGGAAAUUUAUCUUUAUUUUUUAUCUACAUAAAUAAAGUAAGAGAAAACAAUUAUAACA